Molecule: messenger RNA, 8374 nt
Organism: Xenopus tropicalis (tropical clawed frog)
Lineage: Eukaryota; Metazoa; Chordata; Amphibia; Anura; Pipidae
Gene: cenpf
Product: centromere protein F
Exons: 20
Coding region: 285-8114 (2609 amino acids)
Cellular component (GO): chromosome, centromeric region
Molecular function (GO): protein homodimerization activity; dynein complex binding; microtubule binding
Source: RefSeq, a predicted model, not a curated record
UCAACACGACUAUUAGCCAAUCGGCAGAAGCCUAUCGUGAACUUUCGCCAAUGAGACGAGUCUGGCCGGAGUUCUCGACCAAUCACCGAAGCGAUUGCCUUCCCUAUCCUCCGUGCUGUCUGGCUGCUGGUGUAUGUGUUUUUGUUAGACGGCGCGGCGUUUGAAUUGGGAAAUGCGAUCGCAGGGAAAACGGGGAAUUAUUUUUGUCGUGUAGCCGCCAACCGGGCCCCCGGAUAUCUGCUUCCAAGGUGACCUGGUGGGAGUGAUCCUAUAGGCACAGCACAAUGAGUUGGGUCGUAGAGGAGUGGAAGGAGGGGCUGCCCACAAAGACCCUUCAGAAGAUCCAGGAGCUGGAAAGUCAGUUGGACAAACUAAAGAAAGAGCGGCAGCAAAGGCAGUUUCAGCUGGAGUCGCUGGAAGCCGCUUUCCAAAAGCAGAAGCAAAAGGCAGAAAGUGAAAAAAGCGAAAUCUCCGCCCUAAAACGAGAGAAUCAGAGUUUGAUAGAAUCAUGUGACAAUCAGGAGAAGGCAAAGCAGAAGAUUACCCAUGAGUACCAGCUAAAAGAGUCACAGGUCAACUUCCUGGAGGGCCAACUCAGCGCCAGCAAGAAGCAAAUCGAAAAACUGGAGCAAGAGCUUAAAAGGUACAAGAGUGACUUGGAGAAAAGCCAACUGUCGUUCAAUGCCUGUGACAUGUCUGUGUGCGCCACUCCCCAGAAGAGCUUUGUGGCGCCAUAUACACCCAAUAAAUACACUGAUUUCAGGUAUGAAGAAUUGCAAGAGAAAUAUCAGAAAGAGGUGGAAGAGAGGAAGAGGUUGGAAACAGAGAUGAAAACAUUAAGGAAUGUGCCCCAGCCUCCACAGGCCGCUGCCCAGAGCACCAUGACGCACCGGGAUAUCGCGCGGCACCAGACUUCCUCGUCUGUGUUCUCGUGGCAAGAAGAUCGAACCCCAAGUCACCCCUCAUCUACCAGUCAUGAUAAAAGACUUAAGAGAAGUUUUGCAUCAUCCCAGCUCCUGUGGGACCAGGAGGAAACUCCAAGCAAAAGAGGUGUCCGAUCAGAGAACUUGGGUAAAAGUGCCAGUGACUCCUACACCACUCAGCUUAAUGAUCAGCUAAAAACCCAGAAUCAAGAGCUGAAAUCCAGAAUAAAUGAGCUGGAGAUGCGCUUGCAAGUUCAAGAGAAAGAUCUGAAAAAUCAGCUUAACAAACUCCAGGAAAGCCAAGCUCUGUAUGAAAAAACCCAAAGGGAACUCGCAGAGAGAGACAAAACCCUGGUGAAAUGCAAGGAGGACUUGGCACGUGUGACUGCGCAGUGUGAGCAGGCUGCUAAUAAGUGUGUGAUGGCGGAACAGAAGUUAAAGAAAGUUUCAGAUGAGCUGAGCUGCCAGAGGCAAAAUGCUGAGAGUGCGAGGGUUGCUGCGGAGCAGAAACUAAAGGAACGAGAGAAGGAAAACCAACAGGAGAUUUUACAGCAGCAGAAUUCCCUAAGGAAUAUGGAGCAGCAGCUCAGCCAGAUAAAAGCCAAGAUGAGCCAGGAGGCACAGCAAGCCAAAAAUGACUUCAACGCCCUCCAAUCAGAGCUUGACCGGGCCAUUCACACGAAAAAGAUUUUGGAAAACGAAACAGAAGAACUAAGGCAGAGGCUCAGCCGAGCGGAACAGGACUUGUGUCAGUGCCGAAGUAACGAAAAUGAUUUAAGGAAGAGCCUUGAGGACACCAAGUCGGAAAAAAAUGUAAUGAAAAGCCAGUAUGAUCAGAAAUCUAAAGACGCUCUGAAACUGGAAGAAGAAUUACAAACGGCGAACCAAACCCUGAGGCAGAACCAGCUCUUUGUGGAUGAAAUAAAAGCUAAGAAUCUUCAUUUAGAAGCAGAACUGAAGUCAGCUUUUGAGAAACUGCAAGACCACGACUCUGCCACCUUCCUGAAUUUGAAAGCCACGGUGCAUAAUUUGGAAAUGGAGAGGAAUUUUGCCCAAGAAUUAUUAAAGAAAAGAGAGAAUGAUUUUGAAGAAAUUAAAAAUAAUUUAGCGAGAAUGAUGGAUGAAACAAACUCAUUAAAAAGUCACCUUGAUCACAAAGAAAAAGAAUGUAAGGAACUGAUAAAUGCUAAUAUUUCACUUAAUAGCUGGAAAGUGGAACAGGAGAAGGUGGUGGGUCAAAUUAGCAGAGAUAAAGAUGAUCUGCUGAAGAAGAUUCAGGAGUUGGAACAUUUGCUGCAGACUCACGGUGACCAAGUACACUUGUUAGAAAAUGACAAGAAAAACUUGCACACUCAAAUUAGAACCUUGCAAGAGAUCGUCGAUGCCAAGACCGUGGACCUGCAAAAUCAGCAACUGGUAUGCGGUGAACUUCGACAAAAUCUGGACUACGAAAACCAGAAAUUUAAUAGCGAAAAUGAAAAGUUGCAGCUACAAAUUUCCGAGCUUGAGAAUGCAAUCAAAGAGCAAAAUUGUUCCGCUAGUUUGGACAAAUCGUCUUAUUGCGAAAACUUGCUAUUCCAGGAGAAGCAAUUGAAUUCCGAAAUGCAAAAACAGAUGAAAGAACUGUUAUUAGAGAAGGAAGAUAUCCAGAAAUGUCUAAAUGAAGCAGAGGUAUUGCACGAACAGUUUGUCACAGGCUCCCGAAGCCACAUGGAGAGCUUGCAGGAAAACAUUUCUUCCAAGCAGAACUACAUUGAGUCAAUAGAAUGUGCAGUUAGAGAGAAAGAAGAGCAAAUUACCACUUUAACCGAAAAAUUAGGAGUUCUAGAUGCAAACUUGCAAUCUGUCCAGGAGAAAAACAAAGAGCUUAAUGAUAAACUGCAGGAGCUCAACCUGCUUUCUGAAUCGUGGCCUUUAGAGAGAGAAAGACUAAAUUCCCAGAUUAGUUUGAAUCGGGAGGAAAUUGAACGGCUGACUGAAGAAAAUAAAAGAACCCAUCAAGUCAAUGAUCCUCACAAUGAUCAGGAAACAAACAAAGAAUCGGAGCACCAGUUAGAGACUACCCAGCCAUCGGCAGAAGAUAAAGUUGAGCCUAGAGGGUUGCCUGAUGGGGCGGGUAUUGAGAAUACCAAUGAGCUGGAAGCACUUCAGCAAGAACUCGUUCAUGUAAAAGAAAAACACUGUAGACUGCAAAGAGAAUAUGACAGACUCACUAAUGCCAACGAGGAACUUACCAAGCUGCUUGAUGACCUCCGAAACAACGAACAGUCUCUCGAUAACAUCACCGAUUUAAGUGCUUAUUUGAAGGAAAAGGAAAAUUCUCUAAAUAACAGUAAUUUUGUGCUUGAGACUCUUCCAAUGGAUCUUGAUGAUGAGAAACAAAUUCACGAUGGAUGCACUGAUUCUCCUACACUAAAGGGUACACCAAACACCGUGAAGUCCAACAAUGAUCUAGAUUUAGAACAAGAGCUAUCUACACUUCAAAAACAGGACAUAUUUUCAUUUGAUAUCGACCAGGCAGAACGUGCCACCAAUAUUUCAGACCUUCUGGUGAACAUCAGUGACCAUCAAAUAGGUGAUCGUCCAUCCAGUAGUCUUGAUUCCAGCCAGUGCGAUGACAGUAUUAACCUUAAUAAAGACAUUUUAGGCCUUCGAAUAUCUGGUGGUUGGGCAACUACAAAACCACCUCAGUCUAUUAGUGACAACGAAAAUAGUGGUCUCUUGACUUCACCGAACGAGGGCACAUCAAAACGUUUGAAAGAGACUGCAGAAAACAUAUUGAAAUCACCAGUUCCUCCAAGUCAGCGUAGUAGUCCAUCCUCAAUGAAUUCCAAUAACAGAGGAGGCCGUGAAGCCAAUAGAAAGUCUAUCCCUUGCAAAUCUGCUGCUGACUCCAUUCUUGGGAAAUCACUCGAAGAUCAGUUAUGGAUGAUGGCUGUUAUGGCCAGCGGAGAUGCCGGAGACUUUAAAGAAUUUCUUACAACUUACCAAACAGAAGUGGACGAGUUAAAAAAACAGCACCUUUUAGAAAUGGAGGCUUGCAAGCAGAAGAUGACGGAACAGGCGGCAGAACUGGAAGUUAAACUGGCAGCUGAGAAGCAACAGACGGAGUAUUUAUCACAUGAACUUGAAGCCGCCAGACUUGAACUUCAGUGCCUUGACCUGAGUGCACGCUCAUUCCUGUCUUUUGAUACUGAAGAUUUAACAAAAACACUGGAAGUUGCAAACCAGAGUAUCUGCACCGUUUUGCCCAUAGGAAAGUUAUCUCUUAGCAGCAGUGAAUUGCUCACCAACCAUAAUCUAAAAAACCUCAUACAAAGUCUAGAAUCAACCAACUCUGAGACCAAAAAGGACAGAAGCAUUCUGGCAACUAACUGCCCGGAAAUACCAAAUGAGGGAGAUGAAAAUGCCUCAAGUCUCGAAGAAAACUCUGCCGACUCGACAAAUAGUAACAUUUCAGAUUCUCCCGUCAGUAAACUGAGUUUGCAAGAAAUUAUGGAAACUCUAAAGAUGCAGAUUCAUCAAACCACUGCUGAAAAUCUUAAACUGCUUCAGUCGCUCGAGGCUGGAGAGAAGAAAAAUCUAAAUUUGUCGGCAGAAAUAGAAUCUCUUAAUAAACAGAUUGAGCAGCAUUCUGGGAAGGACAAUAUCGGCACCGAGCUUCAAAGCAGAGUAAAAGAGCUUGACGCUGAAAAGCUGCAGUUGUUUGAAAAAUAUGAAUCGAUUUCUCAAGAGAAACUGCAAUUAACCGGUCGAGUUGGGGACCUUGAGAAGGAACUUGCUAGCAUUUCUAAUGCAAUGGAGGUGCUGAAAGAACAACUGUCUCAAUUGUCCGGCAUAAGGGAGAGUUUAGAAAUAGCAAACGGAAAUCUAAAGGAACAGUAUCUGGAGACAGAAAAUGAAGUAAGAAGGGUUAAAUCAGAAAGAGCAAACAUGGAGAACCAUGCCUUAUCUCUUGAAAUAGAUCUAGACACAAUUCAGGCUAAAUACCAGCAGUUGCAAGAGGAAAACGAAGAGUACCGAAGAUCUGCUGCAACUUUACAAGACCGUCUCAGUGUUGUUGUGGCAGAGAAGAAUCAAAUUGAUCAGGAGCUGGAGAAUUUAACUGAAGAGAAAGAUGAGCUUGAGCAAAUGUGUCAGAAACUGAAGGAAAGGGUGGAAGACCUUGAAUUAAAUAAAGUGCACAACAGAAAUCUUAUUAAGAUAUUGGAAACUGAAUUGCGGUCUUUAAAAGCCGAACUUCAGGGAGCAAAAGCAUCAUUGGAGCAGUUGUCUGCUGAAAAAGAUCUAAGGGAUCUGCAGGAAUCUGAAAAGAAUGUGCAUGUGGAAGCAGAAGGGCUGAAGAACCAGCUGCAACAAAUACAAGGGGAGUAUCAGCUUUUGUUAAAAGACUCUGAAGAUAUGCAGGCCCAGCUGAGUAAAGUGUGCAGCGAAAAGGAUAAAAUCUCCAAAGUUCUAGAGUGUUGUCAAUAUGAGAAACGGGAAUUGGCCACAAACUUGAGCUCUGCUCAGGAAGAAGUUGCUCAGAUGCGGGCUGGGAUUGAGAAGCUCAAGGUUCGAAUGGAGUCAGAUGAAAAGAAGAAGAAUCACUUGAUCGGGAAACUAAAAGAGACUGAAAGGAAUUCAGAUCAUCUGAAAGAUAAAAUCGAGAAUCUUGAACGGGAAUUGCUUAUGUCGGAGGAAAAUCUCGAGUCCACAAUCCUUCAGUCGGAAUCUUCUAAGGAAGAAGUAGAGAAACUAAAGUCGAUGAAGGAGGCGCUAGAAGCUAACGUGAACACCUUCAGGAGGAGGAUUGUAGAUCUAGAAAGAGAACUUGAGAAAAGCAAAGAGAGGAUAGAAGAACUGGAAACCAGAGUACUUACCCUUUCAAAUGCCCUGGAAAAGAGCGAAAUGGAGAAGAGUUGUCUCAAUGAGGAGUCCGGACAAGAACUUUUGUUGCUGCGGGCCCAGCUAAAUGAGUUGCAAGAGCAAAAAAGAGCUUCUGCAAAACAGUCAGAUCUUGAAGCUCUUCUGGAACAGAAUAAGAUGCAGCUGAUGCAGCAACUGGAGGAAGCACACAAUACAAGCAGGACCCUGGAAUUAACCAUGGAGAAAGUCACGUUGGAAUUAAGGGAAUGCAAAUUGCAACUUGAUGAAAAGACUGAGCUGGUUCUGAGUCUAGAAGGCAAAUUGGAAGAAGCAGAGAAUUUGGAAAAGAAACUGGCUGAGCUAGCUGAGCAGAAGGCCCUUUCUGAUGAGAAGUGCAAUGCAGCUGCUACCAAGAAUGCUGAGCUCCUUAUUUUAAUUGACCAAAAUAAAGCAGAGCUGUUGCACCAGGUAGGAGAAGCGCAAGGAGAGACCAGGAACAUGGAACUGUCUCUUCAGAAAAUUGCUACAGAACUGGGUGAAACAAAGAGGAGACUGGAAGAAAAGGAACAGCAGAUCUUUGUUCUAGAAUGCAAGUUGGAAGAGACCAUUGAGUCUGAAAAGAAAUGCCAUUUGGAACUGUUGCAGUGUGAAGCAGAAAGAGACCGUCUAAACGGAGAAAUUGAGAACCAGCAAAGAGAUCUGGAGCUGCUACAAUGCAAGGUUCAGAUGGAGUCUGGGGCCAGUGAGUCUUCUCAGGCAGCAAUCCGUGAUCUGAAAUCCACUUGCAACGAUCUAGAAGCCCAGCUCCAAUCUUCUGAUGCGGAGAAGCAAGUUCUUGUGCAGAAAGUAGAUGAGCUGACAGAAAACUGUACCAUCUUACAAAGCAAAGUACAUGAGGCGGAAAUGAAAAUAAAGGAAAAGAAGGUGCUGGAUGAGCAACUGCAGGCAGUUAAGCAGCAAAUUGAAGACACUAAUACACGGCUCUGUGCCACAACCACAGAAAAAACUGAACUAACGGAGACGAUCGCCAAACUCCGCAUUGAGCAGGAGGCGCAGGCAGAUCGGAGCCGCAGUGACGCAAGGGAAUUGCAGAACAGACUUCUUCAGGCCGAGGCUAAGCAGCAGGCUGCCCUGGAUGCGCUACUGAUACAGCACAAAGAGGAAAUCCAGGCUUUGCAAGGCAAACUCACCUUGGCCGAAGAGCAUGCGAUUGGGCACGGAUAUGAGGUUGAACGGCUAAAAGCAGCUAAUGUGGAACUGAAUGGCUCUCUGGGCAGUGCUCACCGGCAACUGGAGGAGCUGAACCAACUGAAGGUGAGUUUUGCUGAGCUGAAGGAAGAACACGCGCGCGUCUGCGCUGCCCUCAGGCACCAGGUGGAGUCCUGCGCAGAACUGGAGCAGGAGAGAGAUCGGCUGAAGGGAAAGAUAAACGAGAGAGAAGAGGAAUUAAAACAUCUUCAGGCAAAACAGCAAAAUGCAGAGGGCGGAGCUAGCUCUAACGAGGACUUAUUGGCUGAGAUCGAGGAACUGAAACAGUGGUUGGAGGAGAAGACUACAGAGGCAGACGAGAGUGUUGAGAAGUACUGCACGAUAAUGAUUAAAUCCCACAAACUGGAAGAGGACAAUGACACCCUGAAGAAGCAACUCGACUUCCUCAGCUCCAAACUGAAGCAGCUGCAAACAAGUCAAGAGGUCCCAAGCCCACCCCAGAGAGGGGACCAUCCAGGACCACAGAGCAUGGACCAAAAAGGAGGAGAAGACAACCAGUCGGCACAGAGAGUAUCUAAACAGUCUUCCAAGAGGCGGCGAGAGCAAGAUGUUACUUUAGAUAAAGAAGAGCCACGAUCUCCAAUACCCCAGGGUUUGGCCAAAAGAGUUAGAAAGACUGCGAGCCGUACUGUGCCCCAUCAGCGUUCCACUGAGCAUGAGGAAGAGUUCCAACCUGAUGGGCUCCCAGAUGUUGUACAAAAAGGGUUUGCCGAUAUCCCAUCAGGAAAACAAAGUCCUUACAUUCUAAGGAGAACGACAGGGCCCGUAAGGAAAAGCCCCCGACUCGCUGCACUUAAACCUUCUCCAUCCACCCACGAAGAUCUGGAAAACCUUGCGCAUUUCUCCAGUCCAGCAGCAGGGGGCAGCAAAGCACAGCAGUCGAAACUCUCAGAAGCCGUUAGGGCUGGAUCAGAAGUUGGACCCAUGGAAGUGUCUUCCCCACUCUCGUCCUACAACAGACUAAAGAACCCGGGGUCUGACAGUCCGAUCAGCAGGAAAAUGGCAAUAGAAAGGAUCUCGGAGAAGCUUCUGCAUGAAGAGUCUGAGACUGAGGAAGCCUGUCAUGUACAGUGAAAGCACAACCCUGAUUGGCCGCUGGGUAUCCAUUGCUGUUCAUCCAAAAACUAUGAUUUUAUAACAAUGUAUAAUUUUAUCAUUUGACCUUGAAAUUAAUUUUAACUCCUUUUAUCAUCCUGUGUUUUUAACUAUUUAAACCAAUAAUUUCUGCUCCUUUUAUUGCUUGUACAGUUGUAAAUAUGCCGGAUGUACAGAAAAGGCACCUAACUCUUUUUAUACAAUUUCUUAUAAAAGAAACGUCUAAAUUUGUAUAUAUA